This is a messenger RNA of Rhizophagus irregularis DAOM 181602=DAOM 197198, 959 nucleotides long. Lineage: Eukaryota; Fungi; Glomeromycota; Glomeromycetes; Glomerales; Glomeraceae. The record is from RefSeq and is a predicted model, not a curated record.
AAGCAAGUUACAAGUCAAAGAUAAAAAAAAAAAAAAGAAAGAUUUAAAAAUUUUAUCUGCAAAUUCUAAAUAAUAUAUCAGAAGCAAUUAUUUGGUACCUCUUCACACUUUUCUUAAAAAAAAAAAUUUUUUCCUCUUAAAAAAAAAAUGCAAUCAAAAAUGAAUAUCGUAAAAUCAUUGAAAAAUGAACAAUCAAGACGAUCACCAUCAUCAAAUAGAAGACAAUCAAGAAGAGCGAAUACUUACCCUUAUAAUAGGAAUAAAAUAAACAGUGAAAAUUGUUAUAAAUGUGAUCAAAAUAAUGAUUAUAUCAAUAUUUUGAAUGCUAGAUUUGAAAGAAUUGAAAGUUUAGUUGAAAAACUUAAUAAAACUGUCAAAGCGACAGCUUUGAUUCAAAAAACCAAUUCUCCCUCCCCGUCCGCUUUUGGUUCGGUCAAUUUAUCUAAAAUGAGCGUCGAUGAAUUGCUUUGUUUCUCCUCUCAAUUAGGAGUUCGUUUAUUCGGUAAUCGUGAUAAAGAGCAGAAAAUUCCUAAAAUCGAAUUGAAGGAACAAAAUGAAAGCAAAGAAAAUAAAAUUUUGAAAAAUCUUGAAAACGAAGCAAAUUCUAAUGAUUUUCAAAAUGCGAAUUCUUCUUUCCCUGAUACUCCUGCAUAUAAAGGAUAAAAAAAAGCGAUCGUUUAUAAUAUCAAUAUUUCUUUGCAAUGUCUAUAAAAUAUCGUAAUAUCUUUUUAUCGCAGGACGGUCACGAAAAAUUUUAAAAAACAUUUAAAAUAAUGAAAAUAUUCAUUAUAUAUAUAUAUAUUUAUUUAUUAAAAUCAAAAAAAAAAAAAUUAUGCUUCAUCCUUUUUUCAAUUAUGGGAGUUUAAUAUGUUGCAUAAAUACGCCAUAUUUAAUAUACCGUUUUAAAUCUUUAAGAUAAUCUUUUGUUCAAACUGUCACAUGAUUAUGCUGUAAAUAAG